CCUUUUGUAAUAUUUUGGCGUGACAUUACCCGCUCCAUACGAAGUCUAAAACCCCUUAAACCCUAAAUUAUCCUCUCUUCCUCUUUCGCGCCUCUGCAACCACUGUAGAACCAACUAGAGAUGAAUACACUUGUCGGAGAAGAAAACGCCGACGGCGAAGCCAGCACAAGAAGAAUCCAAGUCCGUUUCAUUACUAAGUUAUCCGAACCUUUCAAAGUUCCAUCCUCAGCCAUCGCCAUCCCCGCUGAUCUCACCAGAUUCGGCCUCUCAUCUCUCGUUAACGCCCUUCUCCAAUCCAAAUAUGAUGAUUAUGAACCUGAACCGUUUGAUUUUUUGAUCGAUGGCGAGUUUGUUCGUAUGUCACUUGAGGAGUUUCUUCUUGCCAAGGGAAUCUCUGCGGAAAGGAUAUUGGAAAUUGAGUACACAAGGGUUGUUGCCCCACGGAAGGAAGAAGAUCCUUCUUUACACGAUGAUUGGGUCAGUGCUGUUGAUGGUUCUUCUUCUCGGUUUAUUUUCACAGGAUGCUAUGAUGGUUUUGGAAGGGUAUGGAAAGGUGCUGGGUUAUGUACACAUAUACUGGAGGGACAUAGUGAUGGAAUCACUUCUGUUAGUGUCUUGAACCCAGAAGGUGUGGAAACUGUAACUUUAGCUACUGCUUCAAAAGACCGUACACUAAGGCUAUGGAAGAUCAAUACUGAAGAGGCUAUCAACGAUCCUGUGAGGGUUAGAGCUUACAAAAUCUUGCGUGGUCACAAGUCUUCUGUACAGAGCGUUGCAGCCCAGAAUAAUGGAGAAAUGGUUUGUUCUGGUUCUUGGGAUUGCACCAUCAAUUUAUGGCGAAUCAAUGACUUUAAUGCAGAAAAUGAUCUAGUGACAAAGAAGAGAAAAGUUGAAGGUCAAGUUGAGGACUCUCAAUUAGAGGGAGAAGCUUUUACAACACUUGUGGGCCAUACACAGUGUGUGUCUUCUGUGGUUUGGCCACAACGAGAAUCAAUCUAUUCUGCAUCUUGGGAUCAUUCUAUUAGGAAAUGGGAUGUGGAGACCGGCAAAAACUUGUCAGAUAUAUUUUGUGGGAAGGCUCUUAACUGCCUUGACAUUGGAGGGGAAGGUUCUGCUCUGAUAGCUGCCGGUGGUUCUGACCCGGUCGUUAGGAUUUGGGAUCCUCGUAAACCAGGCACUUCUGCUCCUGUUCUUCAGUUUGCUUCUCAUACUUCUUGGAUAACAACUUGCAAAUGGCAUGAUAAUUCUACGUUUCAUUUACUUUCUGCAUCUUAUGAUGGGAAAGUCAUGUUAUGGGAUCUUAGAACUGCGUGGCCUCUUUCAGUCAUUGAAUCACACAGCGACAAGGUACUGUCUGCUGACUGGUGGAAAGGUGACAGUGUGAUCAGUGGUGGAGCAGAUUCAAAACUUUGCAUUUCUUCAGAAAUUCCUGUACAAUGACAUAAAUUUUGAUCAUACUAUCUCUCAUAUAGGGAAUUAUCUGAGUUUUAAGCCAAUUUUGUCAGAAGCACAACUGCUGCUAGUGUUUUAUCAGGUGCUGUAAACAACAUUCUUACUGUGUUUUUCUAAUUGCUAAUGAUAUAAACUCUUAAAAUUAUUCACAACUUUGAACUCAUUUUACA
Cicer arietinum (chickpea) is the source of this 1622-nucleotide messenger RNA. RefSeq names its product ribosome biogenesis protein WDR12 homolog. The record is from RefSeq and is a predicted model, not a curated record. Gene Ontology annotation, biological process: ribosome biogenesis. Gene Ontology annotation, molecular function: protein binding. Lineage: Eukaryota; Viridiplantae; Streptophyta; Magnoliopsida; Fabales; Fabaceae.